AUGAAUAAACCUGAAUGGAUAUUUAUUUUGUGUGGAUGCAUUUGUAAUGGUGCUAUACAACUAGUAACGGGAAUUGUUCUAAGUAAAUUAACUGCCAGUUUCUUCUUUGGUUGUUCUGGUAAAGCAUUAACAAAACGUCUUCGUAUAAAAACAUUUGAAAUAUCACUUCGCCAAGAUAUAUCAUAUUUUGAUGAUCUAAAUAACAAUACAGGUACAUUAUGUACACGUUUAUCAACUGAAGCAACGGCUGUUCAAGAUGCGACUGGAAUUCGAUUUGGAAUUUUAUUACAAAGUUUUUAUUCACUUGCUGAUGAUCUUAUUCGAUAUACCAAACUACAAAAUCAACAGCAACCAUCAAAACUAAUACUCUAA
Molecule: messenger RNA, 372 nt
Organism: Adineta steineri
Lineage: Eukaryota; Metazoa; Rotifera; Eurotatoria; Adinetida; Adinetidae
Source: the annotation of a GenBank genome assembly